Molecule: messenger RNA, 3505 nt
Organism: Alosa alosa (allis shad)
Lineage: Eukaryota; Metazoa; Chordata; Actinopteri; Clupeiformes; Clupeidae
Gene: foxh1
Product: forkhead box H1
Exons: 4
Coding region: 202-1791 (529 amino acids)
Biological process (GO): regulation of DNA-templated transcription
Molecular function (GO): sequence-specific DNA binding; DNA-binding transcription factor activity
Source: RefSeq, a predicted model, not a curated record
ACAGCUUCACUGAAACUUGCCACACGAAAUCAUCUUUAAGUUGCUCUCCAUUGCUCUUCUACAGACAAGGUGCUGAUAUCCUGUCACAAUUCGAGUCGACCUGGAGCCAGCAGUCUGCCGGGGGUUAAGGACCGACCCCCGUUUCCCUCCCCCUAAGCUUGACCAGCCGUGUAGCCCGAUCUGCGCCUCUCGUUCAUCAGCAUGACAAAGCACUGGGGGGGUCAGGGCUUGCUGGCACCACUCGCUAUUCCCUACCUGCCAUCAUCAGGAUUGGCAGCCCAUCGCGGCCAUCCACUUGACUUCACCUUUGUUGAAAGGAGUGGUCACAACAAUGCCACUCAGAGUCAUCCACAGAGCAACGUAGCGCGGAGCUCGUCAUUCCAAGACUGGCGAAGAAACCCAAACUUUUCGCCGGUGCUGAAGCGAGGAACUCUUGCAGAAAAGCCUACCCCAGCACCAUUGACCAGGGCCGCUGUGCCCAUGGAUACGGAUAUAUUAAAUGACCCUGCAUCUGGAUACUACGCAGAGGCCACGCAGGCCAAAAUGGAACCACCGGCCAAGCAGCAACACCAGACUGGUCUGGGCAAUUCAUGGGAACAUGAUGGGAAUUCCAAUGGAGGCAAAAAGAAGAAUUAUCAACGUUACCCAAAGCCACCAUAUUCGUAUCUCGCCAUGAUUGCAAUGGUUAUUCAGAAUUCUCCAGAGAAAAGGCUGACUCUGUCAGAGAUCCUGAAGGAGAUCAGCACACUAUUUCCAUUCUUCAAAGGAAAUUACAAAGGCUGGAGGGACUCUGUCCGACAUAACCUCUCUUCAUAUGACUGCUUUGUUAAGGUGCUCAAGGACCCUGGAAAGCCUCAAGGGAAGGGAAAUUUCUGGACUGUGGAGGUGAGCCGAGUUCCUCUCGAACUCCUGAAGCGCCAAAAUACCGCUGUAUCACGCCAGGAUGAGACCAUCUUUGCCCAGGACCUCGCCCCUUACAUACUUCAUGGGCACCCUCACACCCAAAAGCUUGAUGCUGAGCAGCCCACCCCUCCCCUGCCCCCUGUUCCCAGCGGGCAUAGCUCCCCUCCCACCGAGGACCUGUACCGCCCCAAACUGGACUCAUCCUUCGCCAUCGACUCCCUCCUGCACAGCUUUCGGCCCCCCAGCCUCACGGGAGUGGAGGGGCUCCGGAGCCGAGAGGGCUGGGGGUUGGAGCCGCCAAACCCGCCCGUGCACCACCACCCAGUCUCCCCACCCGGUCUGCGUUACUCCUCCUCCACCCGCAGCGCCUCGGCCAGCUCGGCCAGCCCCGCGUCUUCCUCUUCCGACGACGACUGGAGGGGCGCCCCCCGCCGCAGGAAGAGGGCCAAUGAGAGCGAAGCGGGCUCCGACGGGUGCGACGACUCCUGCCCGCCCAACAAGUCGCUGCGGCGAGGCAGCGCAGCUCCCUGGGAGCUUCCCACCUCCUAUGCUAAGUACACACCUCCUAAUGCCGUGGCCCCGCCGAGCAUGCGCUUCAACGGCGGGCCCUUUGUGCCUUUGGGUGGACUGCCUUUCUAUGGGUACGGGGGCCCCCCGGUUCCGUCGGGUCACUUUGUCAGCCACAGCUACUGGCCCAUCCUUCCCAGUGGGCACGUUUCGCUCCAAGGUCCACCUCUGCUCAUGGACUUGGAUAGCAUGCUGCAAUCAGUACCACCCAAUAAAAGCGUGUUUGAUGUUCUCGGCCCAGCCAAUCAGACGCAACACCCCCCACCAAACCAGUACGCCCUCCAGAAUGGCCCCCCGCUUACACGAUAUCAUCAGUAUUAAGACUUUAAAGUCCCCUUUUCUCCCUGCCAAAGAAGACAUAUCACUCAGUAGGCGUGGUCUAACAGUAGUCUGUUUACAACCCUCAGCUUUAAGGCUUCAGGGAAAGUGGCUUCCAAACUACCAGUGAUUGCUACCUCAUAUGAACUCAUUACUGACCAAAGACUUUGCACUGCUAGUUUGCACUAUUUUAUCCUUUUUGUUUAAUAUGAAUGUUUUUUUUUUAAUGAAACGUUUUAUAAAUGUUACCAACGUCAAAUAUUGUAGAACCAUUCCAGGUGUUCGUGAUAGUAUUUUUAUUCUUGUUUAAAUUGGUGGCCACUAUGUAAGGCUGAAAAUGUAACAAAUGAGGUCUAAAAUGAAAUCAAAGUACAGGGUGUUCACAGGUCUUUUCCUUUUCUUGCUGUAACUCUGUCAGUGACCCUAAAUAAGUGUGUGUGUGUGUGUGUGUGUGUGUGCGUGUCUGUGGUGAGAUAUUUACAAAAUGCCAGUGUUUACAUUCUAUUUUACUCUAUGCCUUAAUCUACAAAUCAGUGUUGAGAAUGUAUGUGAUAACUAAAGUUAUCCCACAAAUAACAAGGCAUAUUAUACAGGGUAUGUUACAUGAAUACUUCCAUUUCAAAUGUUAUACAUACAGUACAAUCUUUCAUACCAGAGUGUUACCUCUGUGGAAUUGCAUAAGAAGUGCAAGGUUGUUCAGUAUGGAGUGAUGAAACCCUCGAUUUGAAUUGCACCAACCCCACCCCCAACUGUGAAUGUCCAUCCUGUUGUAUCAGCCAAUGUGGGAGGAUGGACUUAAGUGUCAGGGAUGGGGGUGUAGAAAAGUGCCUUAUUUACAAUUCACUGGAAAUGUGUUUCUUUUAACCUCACUGAAAUGGCUUGAACAACAUAAUGGCAUUUUGAAUGUAAUAACUUCUGCCUGGAAAGAUUCAGGAUAAUACUGUGAAAGAUGUUUUUAUUAUGUAUUUGUUCUUUUUCCUUCGCACAAAAAUAGAUUAUUUUUUUCAUAAUGCCUUUGCUUUGUUGUUCAUCUCUGCCUUUGUUGGAUUCCUGUGAUCUGGGCAGUUUCCCCCACUCUAAGCUUCACAUGUGGUGUUGGCUGGUUCCCAUCUGAGGACAGCACCUCUGAUCACUGAUCCAUUCAAACAGAUUUUUAUCUCCCUCAUUCUCGCUAGUCCAUGGUAGGCUGGUACUGGUCAAGCAGACCUCCUGCUGCCAUCUCUGACAUGACCCACGACUUUAAAACCAGCCAUCCAUGCCCAAGACCCCUUCUGCUUCACCAACAUCACCCCAGAACAGCACUCCCCCCUGGGGUGACAAGGGCCAUAACUCAGGGCCUCCGACAGGGUUUCCUUAUCUUGUCCUCAGUACAGACACUUUUUAUUAAUCCUGAACGCUCGCUCUACAUAGCACUGUAAAAGCAGUGGAAAGGUCCUUUAAAAAAUAUUGAGAUUGAUGGAAUCUAUCUGAUUCAUUAAUAAGUAAAUGUUAUAAAACAAUAUAACUUGCAGAUAUUAGCUUUGCACAAGACUAUAAGACUACAAAGUCUCAGUUUUCCUGCACUGUAAUGACAGUAAGAAAGGUCUUCACACUGGUAAUUUUAUAUAAUUUUUUAUUUCCCCACCAAAAGGCAUCUAUACCGCUGGCUUUUCUGGAACACUGAACAACACUUGAAGAUAUGUUGAAACUCAACUCUACCAGAGACAAGCAAUGUUUA